Molecule: messenger RNA, 4340 nt
Organism: Hippoglossus stenolepis (Pacific halibut)
Lineage: Eukaryota; Metazoa; Chordata; Actinopteri; Pleuronectiformes; Pleuronectidae
Product: H(+)/Cl(-) exchange transporter 4
Exons: 12
Coding region: 189-2501 (770 amino acids)
Biological process (GO): chloride transport; transmembrane transport
Cellular component (GO): synaptic vesicle; membrane; early endosome
Molecular function (GO): voltage-gated chloride channel activity
Source: RefSeq, a predicted model, not a curated record
UGUGUCCAGUAAAUACCACCGCGAGACUUCCGACAUCUCGCGAGACCUCGCAGCUGUCGAGGCUAGCUGUGACGCUGCUGCGCUCUAAUAACGUGUAAAUAUAAAAAACCAGCGAUGUUCCGCUUUAUGUAGCGUAUUUAUUAUAUCAUUAGCGUGUUGAUAUUUGUACCUGCGGGACGGACUGAACCAUGGAGGCCGGAGAAGAAGGCGCCAGCAGUGCCACGCCCACGGAGGAAAUGAACGGAGCUGGAAACCUGAUGGAUUUCCUGGACGAGCCGUUUCCUGACGUGAGCACGUAUGAAGACUUCCACACCAUCGACUGGCUCCGGGAGAAAUCCAGAGACACAGACCGACACCGCAAGAUCACCAGUAAGAGUAAAGAGUCCUUCUGGGAGCUGAUCAAGAGUCUGCUGGACGCCUGGUCGGGCUGGGUGGUGAUGCUGCUCAUCGGACUGCUCUCAGGUACGCUGGCCGGAGUCAUCGACCUGGCGGUGGACUGGAUGACCGACCUGAAGGAGGGCGUCUGCCUGUCGGCCUUCUGGUACAGCCACGAGCAGUGCUGCUGGACGUCCAACGAGACGACCUUCGAAGACCGAGACAAGUGUCCGCAGUGGCAGAAGUGGGCGGAGCUGAUGACCGGCCACGCUGAUGGAGCAGGAGCGUACCUGUUGAACUACUUCCUCUACGUCCUGUGGGCACUUUCGUUUUCCUUAAUGGCCGUGUCCCUGGUGCGAGUCUUCGCUCCGUACGCCUGUGGCUCAGGAAUCCCAGAGAUCAAGACGAUCCUCAGCGGCUUCAUCAUCCGUGGUUACCUGGGGAAGUGGACCCUGCUGAUAAAGACGGUGACCCUGGUGCUGGCGGUGUCGUCUGGCCUCAGCCUCGGGAAGGAGGGGCCUCUGGUGCACGUGGCGUGCUGCUGCGGGAACCUCUUCUGCAGCCUCUUCUCCAAGUACAGCAAGAACGAGGGCAAGCGGCGAGAGGUGUUAUCGGCCGCCGCAGCAGCCGGAGUAUCGGUGGCCUUCGGCGCCCCCAUUGGAGGAGUUCUCUUCAGUCUGGAAGAGGUCAGUUAUUAUUUCCCUCUGAAGACUCUGUGGCGUUCGUUCUUCGCCGCGCUGGUCGCCGCCUUCACGCUGCGCGCCAUCAACCCGUUUGGCAACAGCCGACUGGUGCUGUUCUACGUGGAGUACCACACGCCGUGGUACAUGGCCGAGCUGGUCCCCUUCAUCCUGCUGGGCGUGUUCGGUGGCCUCUGGGGGACCCUCUUCAUUCGCGCCAACAUCGCCUGGUGCCGGCGGAGGAAGACCACUCAGCUGGGGAAGUACCCGGUCCUGGAGGUCAUCGCUGUGACGGGGAUCACCGCCGUGCUGGCGUUCCCCAACCCGUACACCCGCCGCAGCACCAGCGAGCUCAUCUCUGAGCUCUUCAACGACUGCGGCGCUCUGGAGUCCUCACAGCUCUGUGACUAUAUCAACAACCCCAACAUGAGUCGACCAGUUGACGACAUCCCGGACCGACCGGCGGGACCCGGCGUCUACAACGCCCUGUGGCAGCUCGCCCUCGCUCUGGUCUUCAAGAUCGUCAUCACCAUUUUCACCUUCGGCAUGAAGAUCCCGUCAGGUCUCUUCAUCCCCAGCAUGGCGGUCGGAGCGAUCGCCGGGCGAAUCGUCGGGAUCGCAGUGGAGCAGAUGGCGUACCACCACCAUGACUGGAUCAUCUUCAAGAACUGGUGCCGCCCCGGCGCAGACUGCGUCACACCAGGACUCUACGCCAUGGUGGGAGCCGCCGCCUGUCUGGGCGGAGUGACCAGGAUGACCGUGUCCCUGGUGGUCAUCAUGUUCGAGCUCACCGGUGGGCUGGAGUACAUCGUCCCCCUCAUGGCGGCCGCCGUCACCAGCAAGUGGGUGGCAGACGCCUUCGGGAAGGAGGGAAUAUACGAGUCGCACAUCCAGCUCAACGGAUACCCCUACCUGGACGUCAGGGACGAGUUCACCCACCGCACGCUGGCCACCGACGUGAUGCGGCCGCGCAGGAACGACCCUCCUCUGGCCGUCCUCACGCAGGACAGCACCACGGUGGAGGACGUGGAGACGCUGAUCAAAGACACGGAUUAUAACGGCUUCCCCGUGGUCGUGUCCCGAGAGUCGGAGAGGCUUAUCGGCUUCGUCCAGCGCCGAGAUCUCACCCUCGCCAUCAAAACCGCCCGUCAGAAGCAGGACGGCGUGGUGAGCAGCUCCGUCGUCUACUUCACUGAGGAUGCGCCGCAGCUGCCGGCCAGCAACCCGCAGCCGCUGAAGCUGCGACGCAUCCUCAACCUCAGCCCCUUCACCGUCACCGACCACACGCCCAUGGAGACGGUGGUGGACAUCUUCCGCAAGCUGGGGCUGCGCCAGUGUCUGGUCACCAGGAGCGGGCGUCUCCUCGGCAUCAUCACCAAGAAGGACGUCCUGCGCCACAUGGCUCAGAUGAUGAACCAGGAUCCAGAGUCCAUCAUGUUCAAUUAGCGGCGGAGACGAGCGUCACUGCAGCGACGGUGUAAAUAUGUGAACCCGGUGCGACGCUACUGAAAAGCCCCUCCCACCUCCUGACAGGCAAGUCCACAGCUCCGCUCGCCGUGUCUUCAGUUCCACGCCGCCCGGUGACGGACUCUUUUAUUCAUAUUAACACAUUUCAAACCCUCACGCGUCCGAAGACGCAGAGAAACGAGUCGGAGGUGAUUUUAAAACUUCCCGAUUGUCUCCGCUGCCGUCGAGUUAAAAAAAGAAAAGCGUCACGUCGCCACACGUUGUGUCAGUUUCUUCUUUUCUGGUUUGUUUAGUGCUGCUAGUUUAAAUAACACAUUUAGAAAAGUGACCCUCAAGGGAAAAGCUGAGACUGAAGCAUUUCAACAUCUGUUAGUGGAGCUUCAGAGAACAAUCACAGGAAAGUUAAAAACAUUUCUAACAAUCUUAAAAUGAUGCCAAAGCCCUGAGGCGGCGUUUAGUGACGACUCGGUAUCGAGCUGAGAUAAAUUAAUCUGUUGUCGGAUUCCUCAAAUCAAAUAGUUUGUAGGUUUGUGAAAAGGUACAAGAGCAUCACUGAUGCUUUCUGAAAACAAGCUAUUCUGGGACCAUGUCGUCUUCACUGUAUAACCCUGGGUUUAUUUGGGACUGUUGCACUUUGUGUUAUUUUCCAUGUUGCUGCCAUAUUUAUAUUAACGCUCGUAUCAAUGUUCAUUUGAAUGAGUCACGUUUCUGUUGUUUGACCUGAAACCGUCGUGAAACACUCGUUUCUGCUCUCGUUUCACUUUCUGUCUUUUCUUUGUGUCAAAAGGUAAAAGCCUUAAAAUGUGACUUAGUCUGAUUCUCUGCAGAAACACGGAUGUUAGUGUUUCUCAUCAAGGCCUCUACACACACGGAUCACAUGUGUGGAUCGUUACCGGGGAUGAUACUGACACAAGAACAUAUUUACAAUCUGAGGAAGAAGAAAGUCCAACACACCAGAUUUCACUUUUCCAGUCUCUCAAUCAGCUGGAAGGUUUUUCUCUGAACACAAAGACUAAAACAAAACGGCUAAAUUAAUAUUUCUUCCUCACAAAGUUCGUCAGAAUUCAUCAAAAACAGAAACCUUGAGUUAUGACAGCGAAUGUCUCCGUCCCUAAAUGUCCAGAAUAAAAACCCUGGUGGUGGAUCUGUCUCUAAAGAUCUUCACCACAUGACCAGAUGAGACAUUUCUGGAAGUCGGGAUCAAAAGCUUCAUAUUGGAGCCGAACCAGCUCUAACCAGUGAACCUGCUGGUUUGAACUGACGACCCAGUAUCUCCCACGUGUAGUAGGGGCCUCGAUAACAAGUUGUUUCAACAAUGAUAAAAUAAGCUCAAGUUACUUAAACUGACUUGAAUAACUGAUGAUCCAGUAAAUCUGUCGACUUCGACUCUAAAGCUAAAUACGUCGUCAGAUUAGUUUUAUUUAACUGAAGUGAAACGUCCAAGUCUUUGUGUGUCUCCUGCUCCUCGACUGCACAUGUAGCGAUUCAUCCUGUUGGUUCUCACCUCGACGGAUCAGAGCUGCUUCCUCCAAACUGGAAACUGAAGAAAACACUCGAGCUAAUGAUCAAUGUUGUGUUUUUAAAAGCUAAGAGAAUGUACUGGACUAAAUAACCGUGUAAAUAUAAUGAAGAUUUAUUGUUGUCGUCUUUAAUUUAAGUCCAUUUUGUCUGAAACACGCUGUUGUGUUGAGCUCUGCUUGUUUUUUAUUUGUCUAAACUCUAAUAUUUAUCAGAUCCAUGAAUCCAACAGGAAACGGACAUUUGCACUUUUUGUUUUUGUAAAUGAAGUGAUGGAAAAAUAAAACUGAACAAACACGA